CUACCGUGCUUCAAAAAUGUUUCCGAGGCAUCCCUCUUGAGGAGCAUUUCUUUAAUAAGUCUAGCAUGCAUACCUUGUAUUAAACUAUUGGGCGUCCCCAUUACAUCUUGAGGCGGAAUUGCUAGUUUUUCAAAUUUCCGAGAAUAGAUUCACUUACUUCCAUGCAAGCUUCGUUAAAAAGGUUGAAAAACCAAAAACAAGCUUCUGAGCUGCGAUGGCAAUAAAAACUACCAAUCGCAGCAGCGGAAGAAAUGACCUUAUGACUGUACAUAUAUUAUGUGGGGUUGCCUUGCUUUCAGCUUUAUUCAUUUCUCAGAAUACGCUUGGACUGAAUAUCAUCAACCAACCUGUCAAGGCUAUUGGCUUCUUAUGGGCAGUAGAAGGCCCUGUUGUGAUUUUCGCGUACAGCCGAAUCCGGGCUAACCCACAAGUUUGUUCGGUAUGGUGGGCAAUUGGGCGAGGCCUUGUAAGCAUACCAGCAGGUGCUUUAGUGAAUGCAUUUGGAGCAAUUGUUUUUGGUGCACCUCUAGGUCUUGCGUAUGCUGCAAGGACUCUACACUGGUCGUUGUUAAUGUCUUUGUUCACUGUUGGACCAACAGCUACCGUUUUUGGUAUAUCAUGGCCAGAUUGGCAGCGCAUUUUUUCCCAUAUCAAACUUUUGGGAGGUAUUGAUUGUGCGCUCUGCUUUCCUGCAUAUGGAGCUGUUAUUGGUGCAUGGUUUGGGGCUUGGCCAAUGCCCCUUGAUUGGGAAAGGCCAUGGCAGGAAUGGCCAAUAUGUGUGACUUAUGGUAUGAUAGGUGGGUACUUAUUGGGUUUGAUGGCAUCGGGAGUUGCCAGUAUUCUGUAUUCGAGAUGGCUAAGUGGAAAGACUGAAUAAUUAUAUCAUUUUAUGUAUCCUUCAUGUUUCACAGUAAACAAGUUUUGGGUUGAUUCGACACAAGCUAAAACAAGAUUAAGUUCUUUUACUGUAAAAGUCGUUAGCAACAAGCGAAGAGGUCAUAGCUGUAAUAUAUUUUUAUUGAGGGAUGUUUAUAAUUGUUGUUUUGUUCCUUUCUAAACAAAAUCAGUGGUUUAUUAUUUAGAUUGAUGAAGGCUAGAUCCAGUAUAUUUAUCAUAUAUAUUUGUAUUGGAUUACGCAUUUUAAGAUUACAAAAUGUAAUCCUUUUAACAAUAUCAACACAAUAAAACAUUCUUAAGGAA
This is a messenger RNA of Cryptomeria japonica (Japanese cedar), 1200 nucleotides long. Its product is annotated as PIGF/3-ketodihydrosphingosine reductase fusion protein. The transcript is spliced from 8 exons. Lineage: Eukaryota; Viridiplantae; Streptophyta; Pinopsida; Cupressales; Cupressaceae. Gene Ontology annotation, cellular component: endoplasmic reticulum membrane. The coding region runs from base 215 to 877 and encodes 220 amino acids. The record is from RefSeq and is a predicted model, not a curated record. Gene Ontology annotation, biological process: GPI anchor biosynthetic process.